CACAUGAAUUUUAAUUUCCAUGCUCUUCGUUUGGCGGAGAGUUCUCUUCUCCCAGUUCCUUUUAUACAUUAUUAAAGUUCUCCAUUGUUUUUUUUUAAAAAAACUACUAAUUCCCAAAGACUGCAACCUCCAUCGAAUAAUAUAAACCACAAUCUUUGGAGUUAGCCCUCUUAAUCUGAUCUCAUCCCUCCUAACUCCCAUGUAUAAAUAAUUCUCAAUUGUGUGUGUGUGUGUGUGUGUGUGAGAGAGAGAGAGAGAGGAGGAGAGAGUUUAGGUGGACAAAAAAAUAGGCUGCAAACAUGGCAGUGGCUAUGGAAGAAGCAGCAGAUCUCGAGAUCUCCGGCUGCAACUCCAACUCCACCAUCGACGACAAUGGCUGCGCAUGGACUGACUGGUCCCCGGUCAUGGACUGGGGCCCCCUCUCCGCCGACGAUGACUUCCGAGGCCUCAUUGAGUCCAUGAUGUGCGACGACCCCACCGGCCUCGCUCCCACAUCCUUUGAUCCAUACUGGAAUUCGAACCCGAGCAGCACCACCACCAGCGUUGGCACCUCGCCGGUGCAGGAGCCCAGGAACGGCGGCGACGAUAACGAGAAGGGGCUUCGGCUUGUGCACCUACUGAUGGCGGCGGCGGAGGCCCUCGCGGGAUGCCACGAGAGCCGGGAACUGGCUCGGGUGAUAUUGGUUCGGCUCAAGGAGUUGGUGUCGCCGGCCGGCGCCACCUGUGGCGAAGGAGGGACUACCAUGGAGCGGCUCGCCGCGCACUUCACCGACGCCCUUCAGGGCCUGCUCGACGGCUCCUCCGCCGCAGUCGGCGGUCAGCCAGCGUCGCACCGCGACGACCUCCCGUGCGACGUUCUGGCCGCAUUCCAGCUGCUCCAGGACAUGUCCCCCUACGUGAAAUUCGGCCACUUCACCGCCAACCAGGCGAUCCUGGAGGCGGUGGCGGUCGACCGGCGGGUCCACAUCGUUGACUACGACAUCGCCGAGGGCGUCCAGUGGGCGUCGCUGAUGCAGGCGCUCGUCUCCCGCAAGGACGGGCCACCGCCGCCGCACAUGCGGAUCACCGCCGUCACGCGGGGCGGCGGCGGGGCGCGGGCUGUGCAGGAGACGGGGCGGCGGCUGGCGGCAUUCGCGGCAUCUCUCGGGCUGCCCUUCACAUUCGGGCAGUGCCGGCUGGACGCCGACGAGCGGUUCCGGCCGGGAGGGGUGAAGGUGGUGAAGGGCGAAGCCGUUGUCGCGAACUGCGUGCUGCAGCCGCUGAAUGCGGCGGGGACACGGCGGGGGCCGGGGUCGGUGGCGUCGUUCCUAUCAGGGGCGGCAACGCUGGGGGCGAGGGUGGUGGCGCUGGUGGAGGAGGAGGAGCAGGAGGAGGAGGAGGGGGAGGGCGACUUUGUAGGGAGAUUCAUGGGGGAGCUGCACCGGUACUCGGCGUUGUGGGACUCGCUGGAAGCCGGGUUCCCGAUCCAAGGCCGGGCGAGGGGGCUGGUCGAGAGGGUGAUACUGGGGCCGAGGAUCGCCGGAGCCGUGGGAAGGGCUUAUAGGGGUUGUGGAGAAGGUGGGUGGGGGGAGUGGAUGGCAGGGAGGGGAUUCGGAAGAGUUGGUAUCAGUUGUUUCAACCACUGCCAGGCCAGGCUGCUGCUGGGGCUCUUCAAUGACGGGUACCGGGUGGAGGAGGACGGGCCUAACAAGCUGGUGCUGGCUUGGAAGUCUCAGAGGCUCACCUCAGCCUCCAUUUGGUCUCCUCCUCCUCCACCUCCUGCUCCUGCUGAUCUACUUCCUGUCGGUGCAGUUAGCAACAGCAUGGAGGAUUCUUAUCUCUUGCUGGAUUGAUUCCUUCUCCACCUUCCUUUCUUUCGAUUGGUUUUCUUCUGGUGCAAUGGAUUGUAUCCUCUCUCUUUCCUUUCUGGUCACUGUUUCAUUGUAGCAGCGAUCGGUAUUCUUGUUUAUGUUUGAUGUCAACAACUUUUGUCAAGUGCCAAGUGAUGAUGGAUAGCUGAAGGGAAGAAUAAAGGACGAGGUAUGAUUCAUCAUUCAGAAAGCUAUCUGACUGGGGAGAAUAGAGCGCAGCAUACUACUUGAAAAGAAUUAGGAAGGGAAAGGAUUCAAUUAUAGUGCUCUUUUGCUUCAGCAAUUUACUCUUUCAGAUGCCGAAAUCUAGUUGAAAGGAUUCAAUUAUAUCAA
Phoenix dactylifera (date palm) is the source of this 2183-nucleotide messenger RNA. RefSeq names its product protein NODULATION SIGNALING PATHWAY 2-like. Lineage: Eukaryota; Viridiplantae; Streptophyta; Magnoliopsida; Arecales; Arecaceae. The record is from RefSeq and is a predicted model, not a curated record.